This is a messenger RNA of Iphiclides podalirius (scarce swallowtail), 462 nucleotides long. The record is from the annotation of a GenBank genome assembly. Lineage: Eukaryota; Metazoa; Arthropoda; Insecta; Lepidoptera; Papilionidae.
AUGCAGACGAGUGGUGGUGCCAAAAACCCGCCAUGGGCGCGACCAAAUGUAAAUGCAAACAUGACCGGCAUAAAUCCUCAAAUAAUGGAUCCAAAUACUAUGAUGACACAACAAGGAAUGAUGCCGUUUCAACAAACACAAGCAGUAUUUAAUCCUGGCAUGAUGCAGGCACAAAGUGGGAUGGCUAUGCCCAUGGCUGGACAAAUGCAAAUGAAUCAAAUGACUCAAGGCCAGAUGUACCCGGGAAAUGUUGUUGCGUACCCAACACCACGUGCAAUGAAUCCAGGAUUAUAUCAGAAUGCUCAAGCUAAUCAACCUCAACCACCGCCUGAACAGCGAGUGUUUACAGGCACGGUUACGAAAACUCAUAAUGAUUUUGGUUUCGUUGAUCAUGAUGUGUUUUAUCAAACAUCCGUUUGUGCGAAAGUGGAAUGCAACUCGUGUACAGGUUCUACCGAAAGC